Coccinella septempunctata (seven-spotted ladybird) is the source of this 1909-nucleotide messenger RNA. Its product is annotated as zinc finger protein 239-like. The coding region runs from base 131 to 1717 and encodes 528 amino acids. The record is from RefSeq and is a predicted model, not a curated record. NCBI's taxonomy places the organism in Eukaryota, Metazoa, Arthropoda, Insecta, Coleoptera, Coccinellidae. Gene Ontology annotation, biological process: regulation of transcription by RNA polymerase II. Gene Ontology annotation, cellular component: nucleus. The transcript has 5 exons. Gene Ontology annotation, molecular function: zinc ion binding; DNA-binding transcription factor activity, RNA polymerase II-specific; RNA polymerase II cis-regulatory region sequence-specific DNA binding.
AGUUGAAGCAAAUUUUAGGUUAAUCCAAACAAAAAUGAUAACAUGAGAGGUUUUCACUGUUUUUACUGUUUUAUUGCAUUGCAGACACUAGGUACUUUGAAAUAAAAGCAAUUUCUUCAUCUUGAAGAAGAUGGAAUAUGACUUUGAAAAAAUUUGUCGUGUUUGCUUGGUUAAAAGUGACGAGAUGAUGUCUCUUUUCAAAGUUAACGUUUCAAGAAAAAUUAUGGCUUGUGCUUCAGUACAGGUAUGGCCGAAUGAUGAAUUACCCGCACAGAUCUGCAACAAAUGCUGUGCAAAGUUACAUGUAGCUUUCCAGUUCAAAAAACUCUGUGAAAAGUCUGAUUCGAAAUUGCGGACUUAUAUUGCUGAGAAUGGGCGAAUGAAAUCAAACAAAAAGCAAAUUCAAUCAAGUGAUUCGCGUCAGCAUUCUGUUAAUAAUCAAGGAAUGCUGAAUAAGCAGUUGGAAGGAUUAAACAAACACCAAGAUGUGCAUCAGGAGCAAUUGCAGCACCAUACGCUAGAUACUAUGCAUGCCCAGAACAACUGCAGGUUUGUUGAAUGUAGUGAUAUUGUUGAUGUUUAUGUUCAAGAUUCAUCAUACGUUCAGAAUGGUCAACCCAUACAAGGAUCUUUAGGUCCUAUGAACAACUUCAACACAGCUCAACCCACAAUUCAAGCUCCAUUGCAAAUCGGAAACUACAAUGUAUCCAAUGUUGUUUAUAGUAAUUCCUAUCCAAUCACUUUACAGCCACCUCCUUUAAUGCAUAACCAGAUGCUCACCUCAAUUCCUAUGCAACCAAUACAACAAGAAACACCACCAAAUAUUCAACAAAUUCCAGGGCAAGCAGCACCUUCAAAAAAAGAAACAACCACUGAAAAUAAUUCAAUUGAAGCCAAUUCAGAUAAAAUGAAAAAUGAAAAAAACUCAGACAAUCCUAACCAGUGUCCAGUCUGCUUAAAGAUAUUUCUGAAUUCAACUAAGAAGAACAGGCAUAUGAAAAUACACUCGAAAACAGAUAUGCCAUAUAAAUGUUCAGUUUGUAGUAAAGAAUUUACGCAUGGCGGUAAUUAUAAAAUUCAUAUGAGGAUGCAUAAUAAUGAGAGGCCAUUCAAAUGUACAAUGUGUCCAAAAGGAUUUGUGCAAGCCCAAGACUUGGAAAAGCAUAUGAGAACACAUACAGGUGAAAGACCACACAAAUGUCCUAUGUGUUGGAAAGCUUUCUCUGCAGGAUCAAAUUUAAUAGCACAUAUAAGAACCCACACUGGGGAACGUCCAUAUGUGUGCUGUGUUUGCUCAAAGGCUUUCUGCCAAUCGAAUGAAUUAACAAAGCACAUGAGGACACACACAGGUGAAAAAUCUCAUAGGUGUGAUAUAUGCAACAAAGGUUUCAAUGGGUCCAGCACACUAAUUGUCCAUAAAAGGUCACACACAGGUGAAAAACCCUUCAUGUGCAAAGUUUGCAGCAAGUCAUUCUCACAAUCAAGUUGUCUCUCAGCACAUUUGAAACGUUAUGGGGAAUCGAAAUACCCUUGUGAUUUGUGCAACGUGUCUUUCCACUCGGAAAAAGUGUUACAAGAACAUGAGAAAACUGAAGAACAUAAUUCGAAACUUUUCAAGUGCCAAUCCUACAGUAAACAUGUAGUUUCUGCACAAAGUGGAUUUGACAAACAUGUUAUAAGUGAACAUAUUGAUACUUUGAGUAUAACUGGUAGCUAACUGUAAGCUAAGACAUGUUGGAGAAAAAGUUUUUUAUAGAAAGUGAAAUUAUAAUCAUUUUUGAUUACUUGUGGGAUAUAUCAGAAAGAUAUACUGAAGAUAUUGUAUACUUGAAUGUUUUAAUGUAUUUUUCAAGAAAAUGCAAAUGUAAAAAUUGCUAAGUGAUAUGAAUAAAGAAUGGAGUAAAAUAAU